AUCCUUUUUUGGCCAAUGCCAUAUAAAGGCGUUGGGAUCAGGUUAUUUAGUUUCUCCUCUCCCAAAAUUUUUUCCCUCUUUCGUUUGAAAAAACAUCCGAGACCCAUGCAGUAUGCACAUUCCUGUCGCCGAGCUCACGUCCUCGGAGCUACUUCAAAAUCCGGCUGUCGGUGCUGCGUCUCAACUUCCCGCCGGUGCUGCUAGCUGCUGGGGUUGUUGGUUGCGUUUUAUAUUCAUUCCAUUUGUGGAUUUGUUUUUUUGGCUUGAUUUUUGUUUUUUCUGUCCUUUGCCUUUCAUUCACUCGAUCUGUAAGGAAUUAUCGGCAUUUCUGUAUGUAGCAUUGUUUUGGACUGCGUUUUGUUGUUUAAAAGGUAGAUUUAUGAGUUUUUUCGCCCGCAUUGUGUGGUUUAUGUGGAUUUUUACAAUUUGUUUGAUUUACUCUGUGUUUUUAUCCAAUGUGUUCUUGAGAUUAUAAGUUUUGCUUACAGAUCUUGAAAUUGAUGACGUUUCUUACCGCAAUUCCUUCAAAAUUUCUUCCUUUAAACGUUUACACCAGCCCAACAUGCCAGCUAAGAACACCUUUCAUUUGUUUCUAUAUCAAAAUCAUUGACUGAAACACCACUUGAAGACGUAGACAAAUUUUGGGUAUUCAAUGAUAUAUCCAAGAAGAAAAUUUGGGGAAUAUAUUGAUGAUGUAUUCACUUGUCUAAUAGAGGCUCACUGAUUUCUUUAGGUAAAUAUGUUAUGCCUAUCAAAUUUCUUGGAAGACAAUCCGCUGCUGAUGAUCAAAGUGAAGAUAUUGAGUUGGUGGAAAAUAAAAACAACAACAAUUAUUAUCAAGUCACGACUUUUGUAAAUGCCAUUUCUGCCCGAUGGCCAAAUGCCAGGCGAUCCUACUCUCGGCGGAGGUGACGAUGCUUUCAACACCCUUUUUAGUGAAAUCGGUGUUGGAAAGCAUGUUCCUCAUGUUGUUUUUGUUGAUCUUGAGCCUAUUGUUAUCGAUGAGGUAGCAGUCAGAUUCCACAAGGUUGAUCCUGCUACUGCUUGCCAUUUAAAGACUCAGCUAGUUAAAAGAAUUUAGGUUAAUGGUCUAUAACGAUGUACACAUGUUGUGAGGGGAGUCAUGGUUUUGUUAGUAAAGUUUGGGCCCAACUGUAAAUAUUUUAUCUGUAGAUAUUGUGUUAUGGUUUGUUAAGCAUGUGAUUGUAUGGAAGUUAAUGUUGAGCCUUCUUGAUGUGGGCUAACCGUA
Messenger RNA from Benincasa hispida (wax gourd), 1249 nucleotides. Lineage: Eukaryota; Viridiplantae; Streptophyta; Magnoliopsida; Cucurbitales; Cucurbitaceae. The record is from RefSeq and is a predicted model, not a curated record.